Molecule: messenger RNA, 1308 nt
Organism: Candidula unifasciata
Lineage: Eukaryota; Metazoa; Mollusca; Gastropoda; Stylommatophora; Geomitridae
Source: the annotation of a GenBank genome assembly
AUGGAAGACGGAGGAAUUAAGGCAGAUGAAGGAAUCAAGCUUCUCCUUCUUGGACGCACUGGAAAUGGAAAAAGUUCCACCGGAAACUCUAUACUCGGCAUGAAGGUGUUUACACCACAGAGCUCCACUUCCUCUGUGGUCACUUACCAUGUGAAGGCUGAGACGGCAUCAAUCGAGGGCGUCCCUGUCACUGUGGCUGAAGGCCCCGGAUUAGGGGAUACAGACGUUGAUGUUACAGACAACGGACAGUCCAUGAUUGGAUUGUCGGAGAAAGCCAUGUCCUUGAUCUCUUACAAAUGCCAUGCCCUGCUUGUUGUUUUGAAGUACGGAGUCCGUUUCACGAACCAAGAAAAAGAGGCAGUCAGAAUGAUUAAGGCAAUUUUUGGCGAAGAUGUCAUCAAGAAUUACGGCAUCAUCGUGAUGACCCAUGGCGACAGUUUCAAACUGGACAUGGAAAGUGACGGGGUCACUUUUGAGGAGUGGUGUGACGAGCAGACUGGAGAAAUCCGUGCUCUCUUCGACGAAUGUGACAAAAGAUAUGUUCUGUUUGACAACAGGUCUAAAGCAACUGAACAAGUGGAGAAGCAAAAAGAACAACUGCUGAAUUUGGUUUCAGGCAUAAAGAAGUCCAGACCACUGUACAGCAAUGAGGAUUACCUGAAAGCUGAUGCAGGUCGACGGUUUCUACUUGUGUACAGCAAACUUCCGGAACUGGAUUCUAAAACUGAGUUUAUCGUUUCUAAAAUCAACCAGCAUCUGGAUGAUGUCAAGAAACAACAAAAGACCGAGAAUACCGACGUUCUCCCGAAAUUAUGCAAUGAACUCCAAGAACAUAAAAGCUGGUUGGAAGCGGAAGAUAAAGACACAGGCUUAACUAAGCAUCUUCUCGUCCAGAUUGCCAUCGCUGAACACAGAUUGAAAUCUACGAUGGACAUAGCAAGAAAGACACAAGAGCUGGAAACAGAAAGAAGUCUGCAAAUGGAAGGCACAUUUAAAGCGACAACAUUAGAAGCCCGUGAAGACAAACAGACUGGCUUCCUUUCUUUGGCUUUUUACACCCACUGGGCAUUGAUUUACUUCCUGAUUAAUACUAUAUUACACAUCACCCCGGGGUGCAUCAAAUUAGUUCCCAUUAUCAUGGACAAAUUGCUGGGCAUUUACAAAGUCCUGUGCUGCUUUGUUCUCCCUAGAAAGGUAAUGCAAGAUAAACGAGUGGUUGAUGUAAUUAAAGCAAUUGAGACAAAGCUUGCUCAGACUCCAGAUCCGUCGAAUGGAACGGAAGAGAGCGUACCAAAACACAACAAAUAA